This is a messenger RNA of Bombyx mandarina (wild silkworm), 2504 nucleotides long. It is a transcript of the gene Gabat, whose product is annotated as 4-aminobutyrate aminotransferase. Gene Ontology annotation, cellular component: mitochondrion. NCBI's taxonomy places the organism in Eukaryota, Metazoa, Arthropoda, Insecta, Lepidoptera, Bombycidae. Gene Ontology annotation, biological process: GABA catabolic process. The record is from RefSeq and is a predicted model, not a curated record. Gene Ontology annotation, molecular function: 4-aminobutyrate:2-oxoglutarate transaminase activity; pyridoxal phosphate binding.
GUACCGGUACCUACAUACAUUCCGUAAUAUUUAAUCUUACUCUAUUAUUCCGUACCGUACCUGAUAGUGGGGAGUAAUAAAAUUUUUGCUGCAUACUUAGGUACCUAUACCUAAUUAUAAAUUUGAUUUAGAGGUACAGCAGAAUCUAGAAGUCCGAUCCACAAAAUUCUUGAUUCUAAGUAUCAAAAUGUUGUUACGAACUUCAAGAAGUGCUCACGUUUUUAGAGGUGUUAGGGCUUAUUCGGUUUUGCAGCAUGAACCAGAUAAACCCAAUAUUCAAACAGCGAUUCCCGGGCCCAAGUCGCAGCAGCUGCUGAAAGAACUCAACACUCUACAGCAAGCGGGAGCAGUUCAGCUUUUUGCUGAUUAUGACAAAAGUAUUGGAAAUUAUUUCUUUGACGCCGAUGGUAAUGCAUUCCUAGAUGCUUUCACACAAAUAUCUUCUCUUCCCGUGGGGUAUAAUCAUCCUGAAUUAUUAAGCGCAUUUGAAGAUCAACACAAUCUUAAAUCUUUGAUUAAUAGGCCAGCUCUGGGAGUUUUUCCUUCAGCUGAUUGGCCAGAGAAAUUGAAAAAUGUGUUAUUAUCUGUUGGACCCGUUGGGUUGGACAACAUAGCGACAAUGAUGUGUGGCUCCUGUUCUAUUGAGAAUGCGUAUAAAACUGUAUUCAUAUGGUAUCAGACCCGGGAACGCGGAGGAAAACUGGAUUUCACACCCGAAGAAAUUGACAGUUGUAUGUUGAAUCAAGUUCCUGGAUCACCUAAACUGUCAAUAUUAUCAUUUGAGGGAAGUUUCCACGGUCGAACAUUUGGAGCUCUGUCUACUACUAGAUCGAAGCCAUUGCAUAAGUUAGACUGUCCAGCUUUUGAUUGGCCGGUUGCUCCGUUUCCCAGAUACAAAUAUCCCCUUGAAGAAAAUAUUAAUGAAAAUAAGCAAGAAGACAAGAGAUGUCUUGAGCAAGUGGCUGACCUAAUUGAGAAGUAUAAAAAAAAGGGCAAUCCGGUUGCUGGUAUUGUUGUGGAACCAAUUCAGUCCGAAGGAGGUGAUAAUGAAGCUUCACCGGAAUUCUUUCGAGACCUUCAAAAAUUAUCUAAGGAGAAGGCGGUUGCAUUUAUUGUUGAUGAAGUGCAAACCGGAUGUGGUCCAACCGGGAAAAUGUGGUGUUAUGAACACUUCGAUCUACCGACGUCACCCGACGUCGUCACCUUUAGCAAGAAAAUGUUGACUGGAGGAUUCUACUUCACUGCUGAUUUUAAACCUCCGCACGCGUACAGAGUUUUCAACACGUGGAUGGGGGAUCCAGGUAAAUUGAUUUUACUCGAGCGCGUUCUCAAGGUCAUUAAACAGGAAAACUUGCUGGAUUUAGUCAACAAGACCGGAAAGGUUUUGAAAAAUGGCCUACACGAUCUGGAAAAGGAAUUCCCUGGAGUAAUACAUAGUGUUCGUGGUCGAGGCACGUUCUUGGCUUAUAAUGCUCCCACUACUGAAACAAGGGAUAAGAUAAACGCUGGAUUAAAGAAAAACGGUGUUUUGGGGGGAGUAUGUGGUGUACGUGCAAUUCGUCUGAGACCAGCAUUAAUUUUCGAACCUAAACAUGCUGCUAUUUAUUUGGAUGUUCUGCGGAAGACUUUGAAAGAAAUAUAAGUAGCGAGUUGGUAUUAGCCAUCCGUAAUUCCAAUGCAUUUUAUUGUAUAAUCACUAAAGACUGUUAAGUUUGUACUCGACAGCUCAAAAAAGGGACAUUUUCAGAUUUCAUAUGUUUGGGUUUCGUUACUGCACUAUAACUUUUAAAUGUUUGAACAGAUUUGGGGUAUCGUUUAAAUCCUCACAUCAUUCUGAGUGGUACUGGGAACUUUUUUGCAGCUCAAUCGUUUAUUUUUAAUUUUAAUAAUUAAAUUGUUAUUUUCUUAUGUAAGUAUGUAUAAUUUUUCUAAGAGUUUGCAUAAAGCAUUUAUAAAUUAAUGCCAUAAGUUUGAUGUAUUAUUAACCAAAUAUAUUUAUUUUUAGAAAAUGAUAAUAAUAAAAAUAGCAACAUCCAAUGUUCAUUUAGCAUUCAAUGCUAAUUUUUUUUGUCUCUUGGCUUGAAAUUAAUUUCACAUUGCAGUGUCUAUGAACUCCGUAAUUAGAUCUGCCGGAGGUCGUCUUCACAAAACUGUUAAUUUAAAAAAUGUGAUAAAAAGUUAGUAGCCACUUGUUUAGAUAAACUAUAUUGCUUAAAUUUUGUGUUUGUCAUUCAAAGUACGUGUAAUCAAAUACACAUAAUAUGAAAAUGCAGUGAGCAAUAUUUCUCUCUAAAUGGACGGACGAAAAUUUAAACAAAUCUUUUCAAGCUUAUUUACGAAUCAGUACUAUCCGUUUCAUUCUAUAUACUUUAGAAUACUUUAGUAUGUAUUGUGUGUAGUAUUGAUCUAUCAAAAUGUAAACAAAAGUUUUAGGCCUUUAUUUAGCUACAUACCAAUUAAGUCUUAACGAUGUCUUCCAAAUAAAAUAAUGUUAUCGAUAUAAA